This is a messenger RNA of Symbiodinium pilosum, 292 nucleotides long. The record is from the annotation of a GenBank genome assembly. Lineage: Eukaryota; Dinophyceae; Suessiales; Symbiodiniaceae.
AUGAAGGUCCGUUGCCACCAAGGCUCCUCGACCUCCUGCGAUCAGGGCAAGGGUGGAGCUCGAGACAACUCGGUGUACAGGUUUGCACGUCAAGGCAUGAUGACUCAGCUGCAGGGCUUGGUUUACGUCAUGGCUGGGCGAGAGUCACAAGCUGGCUUUGGAGGUGAUCAAGGCAGCGCAUGGAUCACGCAACUCAACCGGCCCAGCGGCCUUGGCGUGAAUCCGAUGACGAAGGACGUCUACGUAGCAGACUCCGGGAACAACCGCAUCCGCUUAAUCUUCAGCCAGAUCG